AGUUUGUCAUUUUUGUAUUUCAGAUAUCAGAUUCUGAUUUUGCACAUGGAAUGAACUGAAAGUCCAACGCGUAGUGAGAGUGUAAGAGAGCCCCAAUAGAGAGCGCAAUAUCCCGGAGAGUGUAUCCCCCGCCGUGCCCCUUAUCAACACUUCACGCUGCACUUUCGCAGUGAGAGACGGAGAGUAAGAGAAAAAGUGGUUAAAGAGGGGACGAACACCCGGCUGUUAGUGUUAGUUGGGGCUCCUAAGAGAGAGCUAAAGCGAGAGAGACAAGUCUGGAAGCUAAACAACAAGCACCAAGCAAACACGAAAGAUAACGACUUGUUUCAUUUGAUAUUCGCCAGCCGGCAGAAGCGGAACAAACAAAAAAAAAGAAAAAACAAACUUCGGACGCCGCAGCUGCGGACACGAAAUUAGAAUACUUACGGCGACAAGUUAUCGCACAAAUUAGUACGCGAACGAGAAUUGCUACCGAGAUACGUCGGCGGACACCCGAAAUUUUUCCCAAAAACCAAGCUCAAGGAGAGGUUGAAGAACUAGAGCUUAGACAUGUUUACGAAAAUCUUUCGCGCUGUGAUAAUCGGAGCCCCCGGCUCGGGCAAAGGAACUAUUUCGGAAUUGAUCUGCAAGAACCAUGGAUGUGUGCACAUCUCCACGGGGGACAUUCUGCGCCAGAACAUCAUAAAAAACACAGAACUUGGAAAAAAGGCCAAGCAGUACAUUGCUGAAGGUAAACUGGUGCCCGACGCGAUUGUGACCAAGACGAUGCUGGCCCGGAUAACCGAGGUAGGCAACAGGUCGUACAUCCUAGACGGAUUCCCGCGCAAUAUAGCCCAGGCCGAGGCACUGGCUGCACGCGAGCAAAUCGAUGCCGUGAUCACGCUGGACGUUCCACAUAGUGUGAUUAUCGACCGGGUCAAGAAUCGCUGGAUCCAUGCGCCCUCCGGCAGGGUGUACAAUAUUGGCUUCAAGAAUCCCAAAGUGCCUGGCAAAGAUGAUGUGACGGGGGAGCCGCUGAUGCAACGCGAAGAUGAUAAACCCCAUGUGGUGGCCAAGCGACUGGAGCUCUACGAUGAGGUGAUGAGCCCGGUAAUAGCCUGGUACGAAAAGAAGGGUCUGGUUGCCACUUUCAAGGGAAAACAGACAAAGGAGAUCUGGCCGAUGAUGGAGCUUUUCCUCAACGACCGCAUAAAUGCGUAAUGGAGCAACCCCGAAAUUACAUCCAAUGUGCACAAACUAACGAUAAACUGCUGUGUUCAAUUAAGUGCAUAAUAUAUUUAGAUAUAUAUAAAUGAAUACGUAUGAAAUAUGUAUGUUUGUGGGCCGGUUAAGAGGAACAGGCGUAUAAUUAAUGUAAUUGCGAAGCCUUACACAGUAGCAGCUGUCAUGUAUUCCUUCUUCCACAGAUAUCAUUCCCCUCAUGAGCAUGUCUUGCAGCUCCCCCCUUUUUUGUAUAAACAUAUUUUUGUACUCGUAUUCUGUGCUCUGAUAAUAAAUCGCGUUUUUUAUAUAUAU
Messenger RNA from Drosophila melanogaster (fruit fly), 1515 nucleotides. RefSeq names its product adenylate kinase 3 (gene Ak3). Gene Ontology annotation, cellular component: mitochondrion; mitochondrial matrix. Gene Ontology annotation, molecular function: nucleoside triphosphate adenylate kinase activity; nucleobase-containing compound kinase activity; nucleoside monophosphate kinase activity. Gene Ontology annotation, biological process: ADP biosynthetic process; AMP metabolic process; GTP metabolic process. Lineage: Eukaryota; Metazoa; Arthropoda; Insecta; Diptera; Drosophilidae. The transcript has 2 exons. Bases 550 to 1200 code for a protein of 216 amino acids. The record is from RefSeq and is marked reviewed.